AUGUGGUCUAAAUCACUGGCGCUUUUCUUCGCAAGCGUCCUAGCUUCUGGACUUGUGCAGCCAGCUAAUGCUGGAUCAAACACAGGAUGUCGCUGUGUCCCAGGAGACAAGUGCUGGCCGUCGACUGUUGGAUGGAAGGCCAUCAACCUGCUCUUGGGCAACACGUUGAUCAAGACGGAGCCAAUUGCCCAAUCCUGCUACGAUGGCCCUGCCAAAGACCUCGACCACUGCAGCUAUGUCACCGACAUGUGGACAGACCAAGACUUCCAAGGCAGCGAUCCCAUCGGACGCGCGUACCCUUACAAUAUCACUUGUCCCACGGUCGACUACGAUGCGGGCGAGGUCCCCGAGAAGCAAUGCAUCCUCGGCCAGCUGCCCACAUACGCCGUUCGCGCUACGAACCGAUUGCAUAUCUACGGUGCUCUCCUUGUCGCGCGACUGUAUAACAUCCGCUUGACUGUAUCGAGCACCGGACAUGACCUGCUGGGUCGCGGCGACGGCUACGGCAGCCUCGCGCUCUGGCUGCGCCAUUACAGAAACGAUAUCAAGUUCCAGGCACAGUUCCAGUCUGCCAGUCGCUGCGCAAAGUCUGACUGGACAGGCAGCGCCAUCCACAUUGACGGCGCAUACCAGUGGCGCGACGUCUACAAGGUCGCGCAAGACAACAAUGUCAUCGUCGUCGGCGGCGGCUCACCCACGCCUGGUGCCAUCGGAGGAUGGCCAUCAGGAGGUGGUCACGGUCCUGCGACGCGCAACUACGGCCUCGGCGCAGACCAGAUCCUCGAGCUCGAGGUGCUCCUAGCUGACGGGCGCAUCGUCAUGGCUAACCACUGCCAGUAUACGGAUCUCUUCCGCGCCAUUCGGGGCGGCGGUCCAGGAUACGGCAUCGUGCUGAGCAGCACUGUCAAGGCGUACCCGAAUGUCGACACCGUCACCGCCCACCACCUUACCAUUGUGCCCAAGAAACACAGCCACGAGAAUAAGGAUCUUCUUGAUGCCGUGUCCACUCUCAUGCAGCUGUAUCCCGAUCUCAGUGACGCGGGCUUCGCUGGCUAUGCCUUUUGGUUUCGCAACUACCCUGGCAACUUCAUUGGCGACAGCCCGUCGGGUUAUCAGCAUGGCUUUUGGACAAUUGGGAAGGGCCAAGAUGCCGCAGAGAAGGGCUAUGCACCUGUGCGACAGGCACUAGACAAGUACAAGGAUGCUUUGACUUUCAACGAGACCUGGGCAACCUACAGCGACUACUGGUCUUUCUACAAGGCAGAGUCUGGUCUCUACGACCCUGUCGGCCAGACUUCCAUCCUCACAUCUCGCUUGAUUGACCGUGAGUCGGUCAAGGACUUUGAGGCUGUACGCGGCGCAGUUGAGGUUCUAGGCGGUGGACAGGAGGAGAUCGUCUCCAACGUCGUGCUCCUCGUCUCUGGCGGCAAGGUAUUUGAGGAUGCCAAAGACACAACUUCGGGCCUUCAUCCUGCGUGGCGCAAAUCCUCAUACGCUAUCAUCACUGGAUCAGGCGUGCCGAAAACAGCCUCAAAUGAGCUUCGCAAAGCGCAGAACGACAACAUCACUUUCAUCAAGGGUGCUGCGACAAAGAAGCUGGCACCCAACACUGGCGGAUACAUGAACGAAGGUGACAGGAAUGAUCCUGAUUAUAUCAACACUUUUUACGGACCCAACUAUGAAAGCCACCUGGCCGCCAAGAACAAGUAUGAUCCGGACAACAUCUUUUUCUGUGCAUCUUGUGUGGGCGCGGAGCAGAUGGUAGAGAGAGUUGACGGGCCGUUGUGUUAUGCCUAG
This is a messenger RNA of Clonostachys rhizophaga, 1797 nucleotides long. Lineage: Eukaryota; Fungi; Ascomycota; Sordariomycetes; Hypocreales; Bionectriaceae. The record is from the annotation of a GenBank genome assembly.